Messenger RNA from Cydia fagiglandana, 3109 nucleotides. RefSeq names its product leucine-rich repeat-containing protein 15 (gene Gp150). The record is from RefSeq and is a predicted model, not a curated record. The transcript is spliced from 3 exons. The coding region runs from base 196 to 2787 and encodes 863 amino acids. NCBI's taxonomy places the organism in Eukaryota, Metazoa, Arthropoda, Insecta, Lepidoptera, Tortricidae. Gene Ontology annotation, molecular function: protein binding.
CCUUCCGAGUCUGUGAGUAGCAUUCGACGAGACGGAACGGCCCGGCGCCAUUACUCUCGUAUCCACAAACGUGACUGUGUCUACUUUUCGCUUGUUGUGCCAUCGAUCGUGCUAAAACAUCAUUACUGCGCAGUGUUAAGGUUGCAAUAAAGAAGUUCCCGCUUGGCUGAACAAGGUCAAAGAGUUCGCUACGACAUGGGGACGAGGCUCCGGGAGUUACUACUGCUCCUGGUGGCGUGCACGCUGGCGCUCAGCGAGCCCGCCAACAAGACUGCCAAGACUGACAAGGACGACAACUUCCUCUAUCAGUAUGACGACUACGAGACCGCCGACGACCAGAAAGUUCUCUUCAGUGAGGACAAGCCCUGCCCUAGAGAUUGCAUUUGCACCGCCACACAAGGAUACAAAAUAGCCAAAUGCAACCGUCUCGAAAUUGGCACGCAGAAAUUCGGCGAUGACAUCACAGACAUAGUGAUUGAAAACGCUGACCCAAGAUUCCCCAUUAAUCUAGACGAUUACAUUUUCAAGAAGCUCGGCCUUCACCAAAUCGCAACCGUGAAAAUUGUGAACAGCACGAUUGGCACGAUCGGCCCUAACGCUUUUCAUGGCCUGCAGGACCUUUAUGCGGUCAACCUAUCCAACAAUAAGCUAAAGAGUCUGCACCCUGAGACGUUUGCGAACAACAAGAAAUUGUUGUUGUUGACUCUUUCCAACAACCCUCUGAAGUUCCCUGCACCCAACACACAGGAUUAUUUCUUGAAUGCAUCAUCCGUGCAGGAGCUUGAUGUAUCCUACUGCAACAUGCAAUACAUUACCCCUCACAGUUUCAAAAAUCUACCUAGUGUAAUGUACCUGAAUGUGGCUGGCAAUAAUUUGUCAGAAAUGGAUCCCGAUACGUUCAAGAAGCUCUUAGACUUGGAAGAACUUGACUUGAGCGAUAAUAACAUCCAGUCUCUACCCAACGACAUUUUCUCGGAAAAUACCGAGCUUGCCACGCUCCACAUUCAAAGGAAUCCAAUUGAUACUGUAUAUGACUUACAAGUUUCCGACUUGCUUACGUUAAAUGCUGGUCAGACAAACAUCAAGUUUGUCGGGCCAUCUAUGUUCAAUGGAAUGACGUACAUUGCCAAUCUUAACCUCAGCGGAAAUAACAUUGAAAAGAUACACAACCAAGCUUUCCACAAGCUGAUUGAACUGAACUACUUGGACCUCUCCUAUAAUAAUCUCGACUUCAUUUCAAGCAUUCUUAUCAAAGAAAACAUUGAGCUGGAUAUUUUCAAAAUCUCUUAUAACCCUAGACUGAAGAAGCUGCCAGAAGAUGGAUUCAAUUGUUCCGCUGAUCAAUUCAAUAUGUACUUGUUUGAGGCUUCAAACUGUGGCCUUGAAGAAAUUUCCGACAACGCACUAAGGACUUUCACCGCACUUUCUCAGAUCAAUCUGUCCGGCAACAAAAUCAAGUCAAUAAGUAAUCAAGUAUUCUCGCGCUGCCCUAAACUAGUGGACAUCAACUUAGCCAACAAUAUGUUGACGACACUUGACAUCAAGAUCUUCGAAAAGAAUACUGAGCUCGGUAGGCUGAAUCUGCAAGGCAACCCAAUCAAAACAUUCUCAGCGGAAGUUUUCCUUCAUACUCCCACGUUACAGUGGCUGGACUUGAGCCAUGCUGAGUUGACUUCUCUAUGGAGGUUGGAGAAGAAUCAUCCCAAAACACUUCUUGGUAACUUGAGCUUCCUGAACGUUUCACAUAACCGGAUUGCAGAGAUCAAAUUGCCUGAAGUGGAAAAUCUGAAAAAACUGCGCACUCUGGACAUCAGCAACAAUCCGUUGGCUUGCGGCCGUGAAUUUGAAAAUCUAAUGACGUGGCUAAGCAAGCAGAAGGUUUCAUCUAACGGCGAGUCCGCCAGCAUCGCCAACCUGGCCAGAGACGGUAAGGAAGAGGAAACAACGUACAGCUGGGAGGCACUUACAAAGAAAACUUGCGGUUCCACUAUUAUUCACCCAGUGGAGCCUCUUCCUAGCGUGUCGGAUGAGGAAAUUUGGGAGAGAAUCGACAAAGACGAUGUGGGUAAUUUCGACCUUAAGGACACCCUAGACGACGGCAAAAUUGCCGAUGACGGAAAAGAUACUUAUCAGACUGACGACGACAAGGAAAUCGACGAUGAUGAUGAUUUGGACGGUGCUGAUGACUCUGACGACGACGACGAAGAUGAGGACGACGAUGACGAAGAGGACGACUCCGGCGAGGACGAAGACAGCAACGACAUGGACCUCAGCGUCAAGCUGAAGGAGAAGCCCGCCCUGAGCAAACAAGCCAAAUCCACCGUGCCAACUAUUCGCGAGGACAGCAAAGUUGAAAUCGAUGUUAAGUUGUUGGACAACGAUAACGUGUUCGGCGACCCCGAACCAGACUUCUACCCCUACAUUAAGGAAGCUUCCAUGGUCAAGGAAGGCGAGCACGGUCACUACUUGUACCUGUGGCCUAUCCUUAUCGCCAUCCUGGGAGCUAUAUUGUUGAUGCUCAUCAUCGCCAAGGUAGUUAUGGUAGUGUGCAGUAGGAGAGAUAAGCAAAUGAGAUACAAUAGUGCCAUAAUUGCUGCCAUGAGUCAACAGGGCCGCACGAAGAAAGACUGUGGUCUGGUAUACCAGCAGCUGUCGGAGGACCUGACGGGUCCGGCGACCCCUAAACUGAACCGCUACCAGCCGCUGCACAGUGUCACAGUGAAGGCUUCCAAUAUGUAUGAAAGCAGUCCGUUUCACCACAACAACAUCGUGCCAGAGGCGGUCUGAGCCGCGCGGCCGCACCUUUUACAUUAAGAACAUGCAACAUUAACAGCUGCUGUAAUUUUCGUAAGCAGUACGUGAUGUAGUUGUAAGCGCUAGUCGAGCACUACUAACAAAAAGAGCAUUUCAUAAUACGGUAGCUUCAUCUCGUUCAUCGGGACCAUCUAGCGCGUCACUUGUUUUAAUUAAAGAAUGAAAGUAUCAAAUGAAAAGUCAAAUUUUUACAACAAAUUAAUUUAAGGUAUACAUAUUAUAUAUAAUACAAAUUAGUUUUAGGUUUAUUUUAUGUACUUAUAAUUAUUAAAAAUAAACUAGGUACUAAAAUCUU